This is a messenger RNA of Drosophila subpulchrella, 1223 nucleotides long. RefSeq lists its product as uncharacterized. The coding region runs from base 57 to 1133 and encodes 358 amino acids. The transcript has a single exon. NCBI's taxonomy places the organism in Eukaryota, Metazoa, Arthropoda, Insecta, Diptera, Drosophilidae. The record is from RefSeq and is a predicted model, not a curated record.
AGUUUUUCUUUUUAGUGGUCGGUCAACGCAGCGCGGUCAUUACCAUACCUUUCGCAAUGAAUUGGACAAGACUUAUUGCUACAUUUAUAAACUUGCUGACAUGGUCUACUCAAAUUCAAAAAUUUAAUGUCAGCGGCAUUCGACAACAGCCCAGAGCACAGAAUUGGCUACACUCUUUUAGAGGAGAACUAAUACCGGAAUACUUUUAUAAAUCCAUUGAAAAGUCAGAUGGUAGUAAACACAAUCUGCAACAUAAGUUACGACACUUCUUGGAAAGACUGCACAAAAACUUUACAGUGUCGACGUUGCUUAGUGACUCCGAAAAUAAUGUUACAAGUGUAGAAAAUUAUAUUCUUAGGAUGCACGAAUUGUCAACGUUUUUUUACAAAACUUCAAUAACUAUUGAAACAUUUUCUACAGAUAGUGAACAUUUUUUUGAAGUGUCAAAAAAUUCAAGUCAUGAACUUUUAUUAAGACUUCGGCAAAUUCCAACAGCACAACCACCAUUUGUUAAAGUUUAUCUUACAAACUACUUUGCUGAAAUGGAAUUCUUUCAUACUAUAUUUUCAGAAAUUAUCGACGAAGCAAUGGAAUAUAACUUAGAAACCCUAAGAGCUAUUGAAAAAAUAUUUUUUUACUACGCUGAUACACAAAAUAUUAUUUUAGAAAAUUGGAAAUUGAAGCUAAAUCUAGAAUGCUACAAGCUCUAUGUUGACUUUUUACAACAUUUUUCCGCCAAGGUUUUUAAAUGUGCCGCUGGGGAUAAUCUUCACCUGGUUUAUGAUGUGUAUUCCGUGACAAAGCUUAACGUCAAAUACAUUAUGACACAGCUUGAGUUUCGCAUCCAACGUCUUUUCAAUUGUUUUGUAAAUAAAAGUUUUACUACACGAUGUAAAUUUCUUUACAGCGCGGAGCGAGAUUUUAAAACUUUAUUUAGCAAGCUCGCCGACUUAGAAAUGUAUUUGGAUGUAAAAACUAAAAAAGGCAACGUUUCGGCUUUACGAUUUCGGCGAACAGCUACACGGCAUGAUAAUACAUUAAAAUCGAAAACGGCUCUUGACGAUUGUAUCCCAAUUGGCUUUCCACAUAGUCAAAUGUCAUUUAAUCUAAAAACAUGCUUUUAUUUUCUAUAAAUAAAAAUAUAUAAUGCAGACUAAGUAACUAUAAUAACAAAUACGUAUAAUAAAUGUUUGUUUUAUACAUACAGCUGCGGCAACAAAAAU